This is a messenger RNA of Aegilops tauschii subsp. strangulata, 2730 nucleotides long. The record is from RefSeq and is a predicted model, not a curated record. Lineage: Eukaryota; Viridiplantae; Streptophyta; Magnoliopsida; Poales; Poaceae.
GACAAAUGGGCUGUCCUCGCAAUCACGCACGGCCUCACGGAAAACAGGAAUCGUAAAUAAGAUCGGCUUCUUCGGUGAUUACGGUUUUUGAUGUCCGGAAACUGAACGUACACCGAACACCGAAUAGCGAUGGAAGUUCCCACCGAACCAAACAACCGUACACCGAAUAAACAGACAAAUCGGUUAAUCCGGUUCGGUUCGGUUCGGUUUUUCGGUUUUCGGUGUGACAGUGCCCACCCCGACCCUGCACGACCGAGGGCAAGCAACCCGACCUCCAUCUCCCGCCCGGCCAAGAAAAGACCGCAGCUUUGGUCCAUCUCCAUGGCAGCACGCCAAGGGCAGCCUGCACAACACGCAGCCACCAGCCACACCAAUCCAGGCAGGCGGGCACGCAGCAGAUGGCCCAAGGACCCGGAACGGCCAGAUCCGGAUCGCACGCCGUCGCCGCCAUCUCCCAACUCCGGAGCCAAUCGAGGGCGCUCGACGCCGCUGCUACACCCGACCGCUGCCGAAGCAGCAUCUCCUGGCCGGGCUCGCAGCGCCGUGACCACCUCGAGUACCCUCGCCGGCGUCACCUUGACCCAGCCGCGCACCCGCCUCCAGGACCCUUCCCGGCUCCACUCGGAGCCCGAACCCGUGCGCCAAGGCCUCCGCUGCUACUCCCUUGCCAAGCUCCGCCACUCCGCUGCGCUCCCCGCCAUGCGCCGCCACACCAGAAGAAACCUCCCGCGCUGCCCGCUUGGCGUCCCACCCCCGCGGGAGGGGAGCCCACCGGGGCACGCCGACCCCGCCCGUCGCCUUCGACGGCUGGGGUAGCACAAGGAGGAGGCUUGCGGGGCUAGGGAUUUGGCCUCCAGAGCCGCCCGCGCGAGCGGCCCGGGAGGAAGGGGAAAGUGUUCGGGCUCCUGAUUGCGUGUGGAAGUAACAUUUGGAGGCUGGUUUGAUGCGUACAAAUGGAUCCGACGGCCAGGGAUACCCGCAGACAAGGAGAAAAGGCACCAAGUCUUCCUCGGCUCUGAAUGACAACGAGAAUGGCGGCGCUCCUCUUACUCCGAAGGCUGGCGGCCGGCGGCGCGGUUACAAGGCUGCAGCAACCGUACGCCGGCCUAGCCACCGCAGCAGCGAGGCAGGACGCUCUAGACGCUACCGGCGAGGAGAGCGGACGGCCGGACAAGGGGAACAAGAACCGCUGGAUGGAGCUCCCGCCGUUCGCGCCGGUCGAUGCCGCCGCCGCUGCGAGAGCCAUUUUUCGAGGGCAGGGAGGAGAUGAGAUAGAAGGGAACUCCAACUCCACCGCCAUCAGAUGGGUCCGGCGAUGCUGCCCCCACCUGCCGGCCUCGCUGGUGCAGAAGCUCUUCCGCCUACGCAAGGUUAAGAAGAAUGCUGUGACUGCGGAGACAUCUUCCACAGAUGCUAGUGCUGAGCAAUUCCGGUUGAGAAGGGUUUCGGCAAAAGAUCACCUAGUACCUGGUGAUACCCUCUUUCUACCUGUUAAUAUUCAAGAAUCUCCUGUUGCUGAGAAGGCCAGGAAAUUUGAUAACAGGAAUGAGAUUGAUUUUUUACGUAGCCUUGAGAUUUACAAGGAUAAAGCCAUCAUUGUGGUCAACAAACCCCCUGGAAUGCCGGUUCAAGGUGGUGUUGGCAUAAAAAACAGUAUAGAUGUGCUUGCCCCGAUGUUCGAAGAAAAUUCUUCUGACGCACCUCGCCUGGUCCACAGACUUGAUAGGGAUUGUAGCGGCGUCCUUGUUCUGGGUAGAACUCAACUUAGUGCUUCCAUUUUGCAUGCUAUCUUUCGUGAGAAAACUGCUGAUGCUUUAGCUGAUGGUACUCAACAAGUAUUGCAACGAAAAUAUGUUGCACUUGUUAUGGGAACACCUAGACAUCCCAAGGGUUUACUCUCGGCUCCACUUGCGAAGGUUUUAUUACAAGAUGGCAAGUCUGAGCGUCUGACUGUUAGAGCUGGUCCAAAUACUACAUCUGUUCAGGAUGCUUUGACAGAAUACAGAGUGAUUGAAUCUUGCCCCCGAGGGUUCACUUGGUUGGAACUAUUUCCUCUCACCGGAAGAAAGCAUCAGCUCCGAGUCCACUGUGCAGAGGUUCUCGGAACGCCGAUCGUAGGGGACUACAAGUACGGGCGUCAAGCGCACCAGGACUGGACGCCUCUCCCCGUGCCGCAAACCGUCGACGAGGAACUGCUCAGGAAGCAAAGGCUUCCCUUUGGUCUUGUCCUGGGCGGCGGGAGCGUCGCGGAGGAGCAGCCUCAGCUGCAUCUGCACUGCAAGCAGAUGAUGCUCCCUGAUAUCUCAGCUGCCGUCCAAGGGUUGCAGUCUGAAGACGCCGAGCGUGACUUCUCGGGUCUCGAGAAGCUCAGCUUCGUUGCUCCAUUGCCGCUGCACAUGCGGCUGAGCUGGGAGGUUUUGAAGUCCGUUGACAAGUAAUCGAAGAGUGGCGUCCUUAGUGUCUGUUCUCUACGCCGACCGACUGUGAUACGGAUGAUGUGUUGCUCAAGUCUACAGCCACAGAAGCUUCACCAAAAGAUCUCAUUUUAGUACUAUAGCACAGUGACAGCGGUUCCUUUUUUCCUUUUGUUAGGGAAUUCACUAUCCACCACAUUUUCAUUUUUUGCUUGGAGCCUUAACGCUCAAGGGAUGUACUUCUAAUGGUUACAUUGUUUUCAAUCGGCAUCAUAGAAUACACUAGCUCAGCUAAGUAUGAAGCAAUCAUUGAAUA